Meloidogyne enterolobii is the source of this 819-nucleotide messenger RNA. The record is from the annotation of a GenBank genome assembly. Lineage: Eukaryota; Metazoa; Nematoda; Chromadorea; Rhabditida; Meloidogynidae.
AUGACCUCUGGGUCUGGAACCAUCCUCACCCUUUCCCUCACACAAAGAAUUCGAACAGUUUUAAAUGAAUCACAAUUAAGAUUAUUAAAACAUUAUUAUAGUACAAAUCCAAGACCGGAUACAUUCAUUAAAGAACAAUUAGUUGAACAAACUGGAUUAAGUGCUAGAGUUAUUCGAAUUUGGUUUCAAAAUGAAAGAAUUAAAGACAAAAAACAAAUUGAACAGCUAGAAAAAAUAGAAAGUGUGGAAAAGAAAAGAAACACCAAUACUUUUGAUUUGUCGCUUGAAGCAUCUGACGGUACAGCACAAAAAUUAACUCAAAUAUGUGAAAUUUGCGAUUAUACUUGCACUGACCUAGAUAAUUACCUAAUCCAUUUGCAAUCUGUCCACAACCAAUUGAAAGGAAAAAUAGCCACGGAUAUGGCACAGGGAGCACCUGUAGCAUGUGGUCGUUGUCGAGAACGUUUUUGGACUAAUGAAGGACUUGAGCGCCAUAUGCUUAUGUCUCAUCAUCUUGUAACUAAUGAUUUGCUAAAAAAAGCACAAAACAAAAAUGAUGGCUGUUGCUGCAAAUUGUGCGGGAAGACAUAUUCAUUCAAUAUUUUACAACAUAUGAAUCUUGAGCAUAAUGUUAAACUGUGCUCUGCUGAAAUAAUGUAUUGUUGUGAUGUUUGUGCUUUUAAGAGCAAUUCAUAUCAAAAAUUGGAGACUCACAUUUCUGAACAACAUCCAAAAACACGUUAAAAAGGGAAAGGGAAGAAAGAAUCUUAGAAAAAGUAUGAGAAGUUGGGGAGUAUUUUGUUAUGUAUUUUUUACUUU